CCGAACCACCAUUCCAUCUAUCGUUGAUUUCUUGCGACCUAAUCAACGAAUCAACCACAACUAACAAUGGCGCCGACAAAGACGAUAAAGAACAAGCACGCUGCGAACAAAUCUGGCAUCAAGGGCAGCAAAGAUGCGGAGAGGUCGAGGAACGAUGGAGUGCUCAAGUCUAAGGGAAAGCCGAAGGGCAAAGCUCACACUCUCGUGACUGCCAACAAGGGCCGACCGAACAUCCAAGAACUUAUUGCCAGGAAAAAGAAGAAGAAGACCUACAGCGAAAAGGAGCUUGCGAUUCCGGAACUCAACAUGAUCACCCCCGUUGGUGUGACCAAGCCAAAGGGAAAGAAGAAGGGCAAGGUGUUUGUUGAUGAUAAGGAGAGCAUGGCCACUAUCCUAGCCAUCGUACAAGCAGAAAAGGAGGGCCAGAUCGAGUCCAAGAUGAUCAAGGCGCGACAAAUGGAGGAGAUUCGCGAGGCGAGACGCGCUGAAGCCGAGAAGAAGGAGGCCGAGCGCAAGGCCAGACUUGAAGAGACUAAGGACUCGCUGCGCAAGAAGCGUAAGCGCAGCAAGCAGUCGGGCGGUGGCAAGGGCGACGACGACGACGACUCCAGAGAUGUCAAGGAGUUCUCGUCUGCAGGCACGAAAGCCGUUAAGUCGAAAAAGAAGAAGUCGGUAUCCUUCGCUGCUCCCGAAUAAAUAAUCAAGCAAGGAUGCUGGGAGCUUUGAAGGUCCCUCCUGGGAAUGGGCUGGGAGAGUGAAGACGGGAAGGGUGGAAGUUUGUCGUGUAAUACCUACACCAAGCAUUUUUUCUUCGCAUGUAUGGCGUCUGGGCGUUUAUAUCAAUCAAAGUCUGGCGGCGGGUAGGAUGGCUUGGCUUGGGGAAAAG
Neurospora tetrasperma FGSC 2508 is the source of this 886-nucleotide messenger RNA. RefSeq lists its product as uncharacterized. NCBI's taxonomy places the organism in Eukaryota, Fungi, Ascomycota, Sordariomycetes, Sordariales, Sordariaceae. Gene Ontology annotation, cellular component: nucleolus; preribosome, large subunit precursor. The record is from RefSeq and is a predicted model, not a curated record. The transcript has 2 exons. Gene Ontology annotation, biological process: ribosomal large subunit biogenesis; intracellular mRNA localization. Gene Ontology annotation, molecular function: mRNA binding. The coding region runs from base 67 to 696 and encodes 209 amino acids.